AUGUACCAGCUACUGAGAAUAAGGUCGCUGUUCAUUUUUGUGUCAAUUCUCGUUCUACAGACGGUCACAGUAGCGGCGCUGGACGAUGGCGCCGAGUCACUUGAUCCACAGCCUACUGCAGGUGAGGGUGCAAAGGAGCUGGGAAACAGAACAACUUCCCGAAGGAAAGAUGCCGUUGCUCUAAAAACCGAUGGAACAUUGUCGGAGGCAGAAGCGAAACGCCCUGUGGAGGAGCGGUCACCGCAGUCCACGUAUGACUUUUCUUCUGCAGCGUCCGCCUUUCAGAAGUGGGCGGACGGUAUGACGCCUAAAAAGAAAGAACCAGAUAAUCUUCUGGUUGUGAAAGGAGAUCGAAAACCGAAGGCCCCCCGGAUAGCGGAAGACAACGGGACCGAUGAUAUUGCAGUGGACGAAGGCAACGAGAUAGAAGAAGUCAUUCUUCCUCCGCUGACCACUUUUCUAGAAAGAGAGCACUACAGUGCAGUAGCUCAGAUGCUCAACGGCAUGCAUGAAAGAUACGAGCACUACCUCUCCGCGACUGUGUUGGAGGAGACCCGGGCGUUCCUUGACAAGGUGAAAGAUCUCCGGAGCAAUCACAUCGAGCGAUUCAACAAAGUAAUCGGCAACAAUGAAUUUGCAUUCCUUCGUCCCCUACGGUACUCCAGACUGCCUCACCCGUCCAGCGAUGUGUUGCGCAAUCUUCAUCCAGAGCACAACGCAGUGGCUGAAAAGCACUGGAAACGUGCCUGGGGAAAUCACUAUGCCUCGGGAGAAGUCUUGAAAAUCAAGAGACUCGACAUGAUUAACUACGGGUACGCGAGCGCCACGUACGCGGUCAAGCGCAUUUUUCCGUACACUCUCGAUCCCGACGACCGCCAGUCUCGGACCCUCGAUCAAGACGGAGCCCUCAAGGUGUUUGUUGUGAAGAGAAAUCGAAUUGAAGUGGAUCUCGUCGAAGAACUGCUCCUCCACCAGACGCGCGCCUGGCGCUUUUUUCCUCCCGAACGUGCGGAGCAGCUGGCAGAAACGGAAGGUCUCCUGAUCCCUGUUUCUCUGCUCAAGCUCGUGAACGACGAUGACGAGGAGAUCGGCCAGAAGGAAGACAGGAUCAACGAACUGCUGGGUCCGAAGGGCGACAUCCUCAAUGCGUUCCUACUCUACCCGCGUGCCUACGCGUGCAGCCUCAAAUUCUUCCUCAUCUCUUGGGGACGAACGGACCUUCUAAUCAAGACGGCGCCAAUGAAAGCGAUGAUCUCCAUCAGCAUUCAAAUGGUCUACGCGGUCGCGUCACUCAAUAGUUAUGGACUCGUUCACGGACACAUUCGACCGAGCAGCUUCGUCAUGACGACAGACGGAAAGGUGCUCUUGACGGACUUCCACACAGUUGUGGAGGAGGGCUCCAAACUCAGCUGUUCCCACAAACGCGUUCGUGCAAUGGCGGACCUUAACGCCUCUCCGGAAGAGCUGGAAUGCUCUCACCAUGGACCAGGACAGACGUUCGAGGCGUCUUUUGCUCUCGACGCUUGGCGACUCGGAGUGAGUCUGUACAAACUCUGGUGUCGAGAGUCUUGGCGUGAACCGAAGCCAGGAGAAACCUGGACCGAGCGUCUGACCACGAGACAAGUCGCUUUCGUCAAAGCCCAGCAGCGGGGACGCACGUCGCGUUCCGGCCUCGACCUCCAACACUGCAGAGCAGACACCCCUUCCUUCAUUCUUCGUCUUAUUCAGCAAUUCCUCGAGCCGAACCCCGAGACUCGGCUAACGCCUAUCGAUGCUGUCAAGGGAACUAGCCUCUUUCGCCAUAUGGAAAGGAGGUUGAAAGUCGUUCAAGAUAUUCGCGAGACCAUGCUGAGAAAGCGCAGCGAGGAGCUGUAG
Molecule: messenger RNA, 1875 nt
Organism: Toxoplasma gondii ME49
Lineage: Eukaryota; Apicomplexa; Conoidasida; Eucoccidiorida; Sarcocystidae
Gene: ROP36
Product: rhoptry kinase family protein ROP36 (incomplete catalytic triad)
Exons: 1
Coding region: 1-1875 (624 amino acids)
Biological process (GO): protein phosphorylation
Molecular function (GO): ATP binding; protein kinase activity
Source: RefSeq, a predicted model, not a curated record